Messenger RNA from Ricinus communis (castor bean), 3773 nucleotides. RefSeq names its product WD repeat-containing protein 44-like. The record is from RefSeq and is a predicted model, not a curated record. Gene Ontology annotation, molecular function: protein binding. Lineage: Eukaryota; Viridiplantae; Streptophyta; Magnoliopsida; Malpighiales; Euphorbiaceae. The coding region runs from base 462 to 2708 and encodes 748 amino acids. The transcript is spliced from 7 exons.
UUGGUGUUUUUUCCCUAUCUCUUCAUCAUUUGCUGCUUAUUACUUAUUUUUCUUUACUUCUUUCUUUCCUUGUAGUGUCGUUAUUGCUUGCUCAUGUUAAUGUACUAUGUGGUUAAUUGCUUUUAUUUAUGUGCGCUGAUCUGUCUGUGUACUGGUGUGCGGUGUUGUUUUUUAGAUUUAAGAGUUUUCUUGAGAAUCUAUUUCUUCUAUAUAUUGUCUCAUUCUUCAGUUUUCUUUUUAAGGUUUAAGAGUUUUCUUGAGAAUCCAUUUCUUCUAUCUAUGUUGUCUCAUUUCUAGUUUUUUUUUUUUUAGUUGUUAGAUUAGAAUUGGGAUUUGUGUCUUUCUUUUUCCCGUCUUAAUUAAUUUUUAAUUUUAUGAUCAUGGAUUGAGUUAUUUUUAAUUAUGGGUUAUUUAGGUCACUACCUAGGGCUUUGGGGAGAUGAUUGGCUGCAUAUGAUUUAAUGCCAACAACCAUGGGGAGUUCCAGUGCAGAAGAAGAUCAAUUCUUUGAAGCACGUGAGGACAUUACCUCUCUGUCUGAUUCAAGCUCUGACGGCGCAGAAAAAUUGGAUUCUGAUGACCGUGGUGCUGUUGGUUUCUUCCCUGGUAGUUUUAGUUAUGAGGUUUGGACUAAGAACUUGGAAAGCCCUCGUGAACGGCGGAAUAAAUUUCUCAAAUGGAUGGGUUUAAAUGUGGAUUCAAUUACGAGUAAUGGUUUUGGUAAUACUACUUCAUCAGAGGAUAGGAAAAUUGAGACUGAUAGAGUGACUGAACAUAGUAAUGCGGUUCUGAGAUCAUCCACAUUUGAUGAUAGAUUUUCAUCAAGUCAUUCUUCCAUGUCAUGUUGGUCUAGUGAUACUUUAGAGUUGUUAGAUAGGGCGAUGGAGGAAAAUGUUGAAUGUAGAAUUAGGAAUUUGGAUGAUGGGAUAGAGUAUAUUAUUGAUGAACUUGGACAGGAUGGCGUUUUGGGAAGAAUUCGUGAAGUGGGCUCGAAUCGGUUACUUACUGUUGCGGAGUUUGAGAGGAGUCUUCGGUUAUCCCCUUUGGUUCAGAAAGUGAUGCGGAGAGAUGUGUCCAAUUUGAGGGCAGCAAGAAAGCGGGAAAAGAUUGGAUGGUUAAGGAGAUUAGGUACUGUUGCUUGCAUAAUUGAUCGGCAGGUGGAAGCUGGGGGUACCAAAUACAAUGGUCACUGUCCAGUUGCAAAGGAUUGGGCUAAAAUGGUUAGAGCUCGGUCAUAUAAGAAGCGGUUCAAGGAAUUUUCAGCUCUUUAUAUGGGACAAGAUAUUGCGGCCCAUGAAGGUUCAAUUUUGGCAAUGAAGUUCAGUCCUGAUGGUCAGUACCUUGCAAGUGCUGGUGAAGAUGGAAUUGUGCGUAUUUGGCAUGUUUUGGAUUUAGAGAGAUCAAAUGAGUUUAGUGAGAUUGAGGGUGAUCCAUCAUUUGUAUAUUUGGCUGCUAAUAAUGUUUCUGAGUUAGUUCCUCUUCAUGCUGAUAAAGUGAAAAAGGGUAAACUCAAGAAUCUGAGAACAAGAUCAGACUCAGCUUGUGUUGUAAUCCCUCCGAAAGUAUUUGGAAUAUCAGAGAAGCCCGUACAUGAAUUUUAUGGGCACCAUGGGGAGGUAUUAGAUCUCUCAUGGUCAAAGAAAAAUUGUCUACUGUCGUCUUCUACUGAUAAGACUGUUCGCUUGUGGCAAGUGGGAUGUAACCAAUGCCUUCACAUCUUCUCCCACAAUAACUAUGUUACAUGUGUUCAAUUUAAUCCCAUGGAUGAUGAUUCCUUCAUCAGUGGUUCGAUCGAUGGGAAAGUACGCAUCUGGGAAAUUCCUGGCUGUCAAGUUAUUGACUGGAUUGAUAUAACUGAAAUUGUUACAGCUGUUUGUUAUCGCCCUGAUGGAAAGGGUCUAGUUCUUGGCUCCAUGACCGGCAAUUGUCGUUUUUAUGAUGCCUCAGAUAAUCAUCUACAGCUAUAUGCACAAAUAUGCUUACAGGGUAAGAAGAAGUCACCAUUCAAGAGGAUAACUGGCUUUCAGUUUUCCCCAAGUGAUCCAACCAAACUAAUGGUUACUUCUGCUGAUUCACAAGUCCGUAUCAUUGAUGGGGUAGAUGUGAUAUGCAAAUAUCGAGGCCUUCAUAAUGCAGGAAGCCAGAUAUCUGCAUCCUUCACCUCAGAUGGGACACAUAUAGUUUCAGCUAGUGAGGAUUCCAAUGUCUAUAUCUGGAACUAUAUUAUGCAGGAAGGGCCUGUGCCCCGGGUAAAGAACAUUUGGGCAUGUGAGCAUUUCUUCUCAAACAAUGCAUCUGUUGCUAUUCCAUGGCCUGGAACAAUACAUGGAAAUUCUGUUGCUAUAAAUAUAUCUGGAACAAUGUUGUCAUCUAUGAACUCAGAACUGUCUAAUGAUGACAGAAUGUCAAUACAUUCAGAAUCAGGCGAGAGUUCACGACGCAAACUACCAUUUUCUUCACCUGAUAAUUUCCCAACUAGACAUGGAUUUUUCUCCGAGUCAUUGCCUAAGGGUUCUGCAACUUGGCCAGAGGAAAAUCUUCCUUCAAGCUCAUCGGGCAUAUCAAUGUCUAAAUCCCAGUACAAGUUUUUGAAGGCUAUCCAGAGCAUGCAUGGUUCUCCUCAUGCAUUAGGUUUGGUGAUUGUAACGGCUGGCUGGGAUGGACGGAUCAGAUGGUUUCAAAACUAUGGAUUACCACUUUGCACUUAGAUAUAUUGAGAAUCAGCAGAUCUUGCAGGAAUUCUUUGAAAUUUCCCAGCAUUUUUGGCAAGAUUUAUGAUUUAAUCAUCUUGUCUGCAACCUUGUCAAUUGAGGAUGCAACCAACAUGGGUAAUUUGAAUGAUUUUGCAAAAUGCAUCAACUUUGGGUACGAUGGCCACGACAGGUCUUGCGCCAUAUGGUGUGCUUGCAUAAUCAAUGGCAAAGAUGCUAAAUUAACGAUGGUGCUAUUUUGGCAAGAUUCUAGGUGCGCAAAGUUUGAUUUGUAUUUUGGCUCAGCAUCAAUUGCUUUCAGAUUUUGCUGGAUUCAGUAUUUUGUGUAGAUACCAUUCUUUAAUUUAUUUACUUAGCAAUGGCAGUUUCUACACCCGCGCCUACCGAGAAGGGGGAACCACUGUUUGCCGCCGGAUAUUGACUUGAGGAGCGUAGUCUUGUUUCAUAUGAUCACUGUAUGUAUUUGAGCAUCAUUAAUCCAAGUUGCAUAUGCCUCUCUAAGGGUUACUUUGUUGGAAGUUGCUUGAAUUUGGCUUAUCUCAAGCCCCUCAGGCCUUGCCAAGAAAGCAGGGAAUUGGUUAUAAGCUUGUAUUUAUCGUGAAGCAAAUGGAGCAGCAUUGUGGCUGGUCUUGCUUAUGCAAGAGGCGUCCAUGAGCUGUCUAGACCAACAGACGGUCUUAUCAAGUAUCUUAGGAAUGACAUGGUUGGAGUAUCCUGGCCUAGGAUAUGAUGAUAACUGUGUAACUUGUUCUUCCUUCCGGCUUGUGUUUUCUGGGUUUAAAACAAAUCCUCCUUAGUUUCAACAGGAACAAAAGUCUUUUUUCUCCUUUGGCUUUUGGGUGCGCUGGUACACAAUUGCUCAUUCCAAAACGAACCUUUGCAUCCACAAGCUUGGCAGGAUGGGUGAUGCAUCUUAAAAAGUUGGUCUACCUCUCCUAUGUAAACGGAAAGGAAAAGAAAAAAAAAGGAAACUAGAAUACACAUGUAUUAGAUUUUAUACAUCAUUGUAAGUGUAAUAUACUUUAUAAACGAAAUUUCUCAGAUGUUAUACUUGUGGAUUUA